CUCUUAAUAUUUCUGGGAAGCGUUUACAAGUUUAAUUUUUCUGAGUUCAAUUUAAUCAAGAACUAUAUAAUUAAAACAGUUUUUGAAGCAUUGAAUGAAAUAAUAAACAAUGGCCGAAUAUCUUGCUUCUAUUUUCGGUACAGAAAAAGACAAAGUAAAUUGCUCCUUCUACUUCAAAAUCGGAGCAUGUCGACAUGGCGAUCGCUGUUCACGUAUUCACAACAAACCUACUUUCUCACAAACUUGUCUUCUUCAGAAUCUUUAUGUUAAUCCACAAAAUUCGGCGAAGUCUGCUGAUGGUUCACAUUUGGUAGCAAAUGUGUCUGAUGAAGAAAUGCAAGAACAUUACGAUAACUUCUUUGAAGAUGUUUUCGUUGAACUGGAAGACAAAUAUGGUGAAAUUGAAGAAAUGAAUGUUUGUGACAACCUCGGAGAUCAUUUGGUUGGCAAUGUUUAUAUAAAGUUUCGUCGUGAAGAAGACGCUGAACGUGCUGCCAAAGAACUGAACAAUCGAUGGUUUGGUGGGCGUCCAGUGUAUGCGGAACUUUCUCCUGUUACAGAUUUUCGUGAAGCUUGUUGUCGCCAAUAUGAAAUGGGAGAAUGCACACGUUCCGGAUUCUGUAAUUUCAUGCAUUUAAAGCCAAUUUCACGAGAAUUACGACGUUACUUAUAUUCAAGACAAAGAGGUCGUUCUCCAUCUCGUUCAAGAUCUCGUGGACGUCGCUCUAGAUCACCGAAUAAACGAAGUGGUGGAGGCGGCGGUGGCGGUGGAGGAGGUGGUG
This is a messenger RNA of Clunio marinus, 782 nucleotides long. Lineage: Eukaryota; Metazoa; Arthropoda; Insecta; Diptera; Chironomidae. The record is from the annotation of a GenBank genome assembly.